AUGCUCUCUCGCGCUGCUGCAUUUCCCCUGUCACUCUCGCUGUCGCUGUCCCUCUCUGUGUCGCUAUCGCUGCUGGCAGCCCUGCACCUGGUCACAUCUCCGGUCGCCUCCGCCCUCUUCCAUGAGCAGGUCGCCUUCGACAACUCGGACGUAUGCUGGUGGGGCUUAGUUCCCCCAGACCUCGUCUGUCCCGUCCUGAGACAGCAGAACCUCACCGACAUUGUCAACAGCCUCGCCGGGCCCCCAAGAUGGACCGGAGGUGACCAGUGUGUCGGCGCCUACUGCCUCUACUCCAGCAAAGGCUUCGCCGGCGGCAGAGGCAUCGCCGCCAUCACCACUGCCGAGAACAUUGCCAAGGUCAAGGAGGUCGGGGACCUGCUGCAUCAAUUCGAGGUCUCAUUCAACAAUGAAGACGAGAACCUGCCCUUCCAUGUCGCAGAGGUCGAGGGUAAAGGAAAUGGUGUCAUUGCCAACCAUCGCCUCUCCCGGGGCGAUCCCAUCAUGGCUCACACCCCUGUCCUGCUCAUCCACCAGGACUUCAAGCAGGAGUCUGAUCAGGACGGGCAAAAACACCUCCUCGAUCUAGCGCUGGAAUCGCUCCCUGAACAGACUGCGAGCCUGUUCAUGGGACAGAUGGCCCACAACCCUGACGAGCACCCCGUCGCAGCCCGUCUCACCACCAAUGCCUUCCGGCUCGAUCUGGGCGGCGGUGAUGGCCAACACUACGGUGCCUUCCCCGAGGUGGGCAAGACCAACCAUGACUGCCGCCCCAACGCCGCAUACUAUGUCGACCAGUCAACUCUGAUGCAUAUCACUACCGCUGUGCGACCCAUCAAGGCCGGCGAGGAGAUCACCAUCACUUAUCUGGACCCCUUAGCCCAUCGCGCCGACAGGCAGGAGCGCGCCCAAUCCCACUGGGGCUUCGGUUGCACCUGUCCUCACUGCAGCGCCACUGCUGAGGAGAAUGUCGAGUCGGACACCCGCCUCAAAGAGAUCAAGUGGAUCGAGGGUCAGCUAGAGGAUCUCAAGAACAGCUCCAACGAUGUCUCCGUCGGGCUGAUCACGUAUCUGGUGAAGCUGUACGAAGACGAAAGGCUUCACUGCCGCAUCGCCAAUGCGUAUAUUCUGGCUGCCCUGAACUUCAAUGUGCUGGGGUACGACCAGCGCGCUGUUAAGUAUGCCGCCUUGGCCAUCGAUGCUUUGAAGAUCGAGAAGGGCGACGGUUCCCCAUAUGUCGAGACCAUGGAGGAACUCAAGAGGGAUCCGAAGAAACACCCCACUUUUAAGGGAAGAGGCAAGCAGGGUGGGAAGUGA
Diaporthe amygdali is the source of this 1314-nucleotide messenger RNA. Its product is annotated as het domain protein. The record is from RefSeq and is a predicted model, not a curated record. The transcript has a single exon. The coding region runs from base 1 to 1314 and encodes 437 amino acids. Gene Ontology annotation, molecular function: protein binding. Lineage: Eukaryota; Fungi; Ascomycota; Sordariomycetes; Diaporthales; Diaporthaceae.